Messenger RNA from Prunus avium (sweet cherry), 1987 nucleotides. RefSeq names its product sucrose nonfermenting-like protein (gene SNF4). Lineage: Eukaryota; Viridiplantae; Streptophyta; Magnoliopsida; Rosales; Rosaceae. The record is from RefSeq and is a predicted model, not a curated record.
AAAAAAAAAAAAAAAAACAGAGUGGGGGUUUUGAAGUGUGAUUUAUACAGUGUUCGUAAUUUGUGUGAUAAAUAGUACCGAGUUUUUGCGGCAAAUAAUCAAGUGGGAAGGUGUUGAAUUUUGCAGCUUGUGGAUUGGUUUUGGGCAAAAAAUUUGCAUUAUAUAUAUAGAUAGAUAUAUAUACAUACAUAUCUAUCUAUCUAUCUAAUUUGGUGGGAAAUGUUUGGUUCUGGUCCGGGUACUGCACAUGAAAGCAGAGGACUUUCGGGACCGGUUCUAUUUCCAACGCGGUUUGUUUGGCCUUAUGGCGGAAGGAGGGUGUUUCUCAGUGGUUCUUUCACAAGGUGGUUAGAACAUAUACCUAUGUCUCCAAUGGAGGGCUGCCCAACUGUUUUUCAAGUUGUUUGGAACUUAACGCCAGGAUAUCACCAGUACAAAUUUUAUGUUGACGGUGAAUGGCGACAUAAUGAGCAGCAGCCUUUUGUUACUGGGAAUUGUGGAACUGUAAAUACCAUCUUUUUAGCUGGGGAACCAGAUAUGGUUCCUACUAGUUUCAGUCCUGAAACUUCUGGCAGAUCCAACAUGGAUGUAGAUAAUGAUGUAUUUACACAUGUGGAAGCAGUUCCUAGGUUCUCACAGGCUGAUCUUGACAUCUCUCGACAUCGUAUAUCUAUGUUCUUGUCCAGACAUACUGCUUAUGAGUUGCUUCCUGAGUCAGGCAAGGUCAUUGCCUUGGAUGUUAAUUUACCUGUGAAGCAAGCAUUCCAUAUCCUAUAUGAACAGGGAGUACCUGUGGCGCCACUCUGGGAUUUUGGCAAGGGCCAAUUUGUUGGAGUUCUUAGUGCGUUGGACUUCAUCCUAAUUUUGAAAGAGCUUGGGAAUCAUGGGUCCAACUUAACUGAGGAAGAGCUUGAGACUCAUACUAUAGCAGCAUGGAAAGAAGCAAAAUUACGUCUAAACAGACUACUUGAUGGCAAUGGGAGAUGCUUUCCACAACGUUUGGUCUCUGCUGGGCCUUAUGAUUCUCUCAAAGAAGUUGCUUUGGGAAUUUUGCAAAACAAGGUGGCUACGAUUCCAAUUGUCCAUUCUUCUUCACAGGAUGGUUCAUUUCCACAGCUAUUGCAUCUUGCUUCUCUUUCUGGAAUACUAAAAUGCAUGUGCAGGCAUUUUAGACAUUCUUCUAGCUCCUUGCCCAUUCUCCAACAUCCUAUAUCUGAGUUCCCUAUAGGUACAUGGGUUCCAAAUAUUGGGGAGCCAAAUGGACGGCCGUUGGCAAUGUUGAGACCAAAUUCAUCUCUUGCUGAUGCUCUGUCUUUGUUGGUACAAGCUGAAGUUAGUUCAAUACCCAUAGUGGAUGAGAAUGAUUCGUUGAUGGAUAUUUAUUCACGAAGUGAUAUUACCGCUUUGGCAAGAGAUAAAGCUUAUACACAGAUUCACCUGGAUGAAUUGAGCAUCCAUCAGACAUUGCAACUGGGACAAGAUGCAAAUUCUCCUUAUGGCUUCCUCAGUGGACAGAGAUGUCAGAUGUGUUUGCGAUCAGAUCCUUUGCAUAAAGUGAUGGAGCGCUUGGCUAAUCCUGGGGUUAGGAGGCUGGUGAUUGUGGAGGCUGGCAGCAAACGUGUAGAAGGGAUUAUUUCAUUGAGUGAUGUAUUCAGGUUCUUGCUAGGCUAGCUAGCAUAAAGAUGUUGGCUACGAUAUACCAUGGCGUGGCUUGUGGCAGUGGCAUUGGGGGCGAUUUUCCUUUGGACACUUUUUUUGUCUUACACAUGCUGAAUGGCUUCAUUUAAUCACUCAGAUCUUUUACGGGCCUCAUGUUUCUGAGCCCCAUCUUUUGCUAGAAUAGAAAUUUCAAAGAGAAAAUCUGUAAAUUGUGAGGAUUCAAAUUUUCCCUUUUUCAUUGAUAUAAACCUAUUUAUCAACUCCACCUUGUCCGCGGUCUUUAAUGUUAAAGCUAAUAGAAUGACUGCAAAAAGAAUUUGGUAGUGUA